AUGGGCACCGGAGUGCCACGUCGCCUUGACGUGGUGAUCGUAGGAGGAUCCCUUGCAGGCCUUUGCGUUGGCGUCGCCCUGAAGACACUGCCGGAAGUCGGUUCCAUCACCGUCUUAGAACGUCAACCCUCAAGUCAGUUGCAAGACCAAGGAGCUGGCAUUCGCGUUGGAGACGAAGUCGCCGAGUUCCUCCAGAGAUAUGCAAAUGCAUCCAUGAGUUCUUAUGGAAUUCCGCUCAACUCCUUCAAGAUUCUCGACCAGGGAGGCAAAGUAGUCAUCAACAAAGACGUCGUCAGCAAUUGUGCGACCACGUGGAGUCAACUGUUCCGUGUGUUGAUGCUCGCAUUCACGGAGAAGAGUUGCGACGACGUAGCAGCGACCAAGUAUCGAUAUUCCUGCAACGCAUGGAACGUAAUUGAACGCGACGACAGAGUGGAAGUCCAAUUUGUCAACGGUGUUGGAAAGGAGGAGACAUUGCUAGCGGAUCUCGUCAUCGGCGCAGAUGGCGCCUCGUCCAAAGUGCGCGAUAUCAUGUUCCCAGAUGCGAAGCGAACCUAUGCCGGGUACGUGCUUUUCCGUGGCCUCGUGCCGGUUGAGGAUCUUUCGGUUGCCACGAUGCAAGUGAUGGACUUAUCUGGCACGAUGUGCUUCAAUCGAAACGCACAAAUGUUCUCCUAUAUUGUUCCAGCAAACAAAGUCGGCAAUCCGGACUCUCACAAUCACUUCAACUGGGGUUGGUACAUCAGGAAGACGGAGGAAGAAUUAGCAGAGUUGAUGACAGAUGUGAAUGGCGUCAGACACUUAUUCACACUGCCACCAAAGGGCAUGUGCAGGCAUUUAGCUGAUGAGAUGAGGGCAAAGGCGCAGGAUGAGCUCCCGCCACAAUUCGCAGAAGCGGUGGUCAAGACCAGGGAUCCAUUCGUUCAAGUGAUCACGGAUUCUCUGGCGCCGGAAAAUCUCUUUUGGGGAGGUAGAGUUAUACUUCUCGGGGACGCUGCUGCUGGCCAGAGGCCUCACACAGCCGCAGCCGUUACCCAAGCCUGUCUGCAUGCACAGUUCCUCAAGCUCCACUUGCAGGGUCAACUAUCGCGGGACGACUGGAGUCGGGAGGUGCAGCUUGUGUCUUCAACAUUGGUCUCCGCUGGUCAGGAUCUCGGUGCAAUAUGUCUUUCCGAGACCAUCAAUCCAAGCGAAAAAGCCAAGUUAUAUCUAGCAAAGUUUCUGGCGGUACAGACAUUGCUGAAUGAGAGAUGGAGGCUAUUUUCUUCGGAGGGGAAGUGA
Molecule: messenger RNA, 1281 nt
Organism: Fonsecaea multimorphosa CBS 102226
Lineage: Eukaryota; Fungi; Ascomycota; Eurotiomycetes; Chaetothyriales; Herpotrichiellaceae
Exons: 2
Coding region: 1-1281 (426 amino acids)
Molecular function (GO): FAD binding
Source: RefSeq, a predicted model, not a curated record